This is a messenger RNA of Pisolithus orientalis, 1707 nucleotides long. Its product is annotated as phosphatidylserine decarboxylase-domain-containing protein. NCBI's taxonomy places the organism in Eukaryota, Fungi, Basidiomycota, Agaricomycetes, Boletales, Pisolithaceae. Gene Ontology annotation, molecular function: phosphatidylserine decarboxylase activity. The record is from RefSeq and is a predicted model, not a curated record. Bases 1 to 1707 code for a protein of 568 amino acids. Gene Ontology annotation, cellular component: mitochondrion. The transcript has 6 exons. Gene Ontology annotation, biological process: phosphatidylethanolamine biosynthetic process.
AUGUUCUACAAGGCCAUUGUCAAAGGGAAGAGGCCCUUGCAGGCUGCCUCGCACGUCAUCCAGUCUACAACUAGUGCCGCAGCCAAUACUUCUUCCGCAAUCUUCUCCAGGGUAUUCGUAAAACGCAGGAUCAGUCUAUCUGGCACAGUACGGUCCAUCAAGGGCAGCGCAUUCCGAAGGUCACUUGUUACUUCCACCAGAAAUGCGAUCCCCCCCGAGUCGUCACAACAGGUCCCCGGCACAUCCGCUGCUCCCAUCUACAAACAAUUUGUAUCAGCAUGGACUCGGACACCCACAAAGUGGUACCCCUUGCCUUUGGCGGUCGGUGCUCUUCUGCUCGUCAUGAUCCAGUACCGCAAGAAAGUGGCACGUGCAGAGAGAGAGGUCGACGUCGACGAAGAUGGCCACGAGGUUAUUAGACUUAGAGGCCCGUGGCAGGUUCACGUAUUGGGUGCACUACCGCUCCGCAAUAUGUCGCGAGUAUGGGGUUACCUGAAUUCUUUCGAACUACCCAUUUGGAUUCGCCCUUACGGUUUUCGAUUAUACGCUUACAUGUUCGGUUGUAACUUGGAUGAGAUUGAGCCCGACGACCUCACCCAGUACGCCAGUCUAGGAGACUUUUUCUAUCGCAAGCUCAAACCUGGCGCUCGUCCGGUGGAUAACUCAGUGCUAGUUAGUCCCGCGGAUGGAACGGUUCUCCAUCUCGGCGAGAUAGAUGGUCUGCGCGUGGAACAGGUGAAGGGAAUGACAUAUUCCCUUGAUGCACUUCUUGGCGUAGAAAAAUCCAGUCCCGGUAGUCCCAUUUCUCCAACGUCGACAGUCGUCGAAUUUCCCCGCCGUGACAUGUCCGUCGUAGACGAGCGCGAAUUCGCCAACGUCAAUGGAAUAGAUUACAGCCUGGAUGAGCUUUUGGGUUCUUCAUCUGCAAAAUCCUCCGGCUCGACGACUCCAACUCUGAACGAUUCCAGUGCAGAUUCCGACAACGAGACAAUCACCCCCCGAAAACAUGGUACUCAGAUUGAUGCAUCUGUUACGCAAGAAGGCACUCUGCAGGAGACCCUUGCGCACGAUGCUUCUGUCGCACGUGAAUUGGGUGUGCGUCCGUUCCUCAUGGAACGCAAGCGUAGCGCGUCCGGCACUGCCGUCAAACCAGGCAAUGCUCUCUACUUCACGGUGAUCUACCUCGCUCCCGGUGACUACCAUCGUUUCCACAGUCCAACAGCUUGGGUCGUAGAAAAGCGCAGGCACUUUGUUGGUGAACUGUUCUCCGUCUCGCCGUACAUGGCCAAGCGGCUGCAGAACCUCUUUGUACUCAAUGAGAGGGUUACAUUACUCGGUAGAUGGCGAUAUGGAUUUUUCAGCAUGAUACCCGUCGGUGCAACUAAUGUUGGCAGCAUCAAGAUUAAUUUCGAUACCGCAUUGCGUACGAAUGUCCGUGGCCGACCACCGCCACCAGGCACAUACAACGAAGCCGUGUAUUCGGCGGCAUCCCUACUGCUGAACGGUCAGCCUCUGACCGCUGCCCAAGAAAUGGGAGGCUUCUGUCUCGGCAGUACGAUCGUUCUCGUGUUCGAGGCACCCAAGACGUUCGAGUUCGCCGUCAAGCCUGGGCAGAAAGUCAAAGUCGGGAACCGGCUGGGCGAUGUCCCAGGAGCAGUUACCACGGUUGGGAAGGAAACGAUACCAUUGAAAGAGAAGACAGAGUGA